This is a messenger RNA of Chrysochloris asiatica (Cape golden mole), 399 nucleotides long. It is a transcript of the gene POLR1D, whose product is annotated as polymerase (RNA) I polypeptide D, 16kDa. The coding region runs from base 1 to 399 and encodes 132 amino acids. Gene Ontology annotation, cellular component: RNA polymerase I complex; RNA polymerase III complex. The record is from RefSeq and is a predicted model, not a curated record. Gene Ontology annotation, molecular function: DNA-directed RNA polymerase activity; DNA binding; protein dimerization activity. NCBI's taxonomy places the organism in Eukaryota, Metazoa, Chordata, Mammalia, Afrosoricida, Chrysochloridae. Gene Ontology annotation, biological process: DNA-templated transcription. The transcript is spliced from 2 exons.
AUGGAAGAGGACCAGGAGCUGGAGAGAAAAAUACAUGGACGGAAGACCUCCAUGGCGGAAGACGAGAGGAAGAGUGUUCUGGGGAUGGUCCAGGCAGCGGGCACAGAUCGACACUGUGUGACCUUCGUCUUGCACGAAGAGGACCAUACCCUAGGAAAUGCUCUGCGUUACAUGAUCAUGAAGAAUCCGGACGUGGAAUUUUGUGGGUACACGACCACCCAUCCUUUGGAGAACAAAAUUAAUUUGCGCAUUCAGACGCGAGGUGGUCUUGCAGCUGUUGAACCUUUUCAAAGGGGCUUGAACGAGCUCAUGAAUGUCUGCCAGCAUGCGCUUGACAAGUUUGAGGCCAGCAUAAAGAACUAUAAGGACCAAAAAGCCAGAAGUGAAUCUGCAUUCUAG